This is a messenger RNA of Aspergillus calidoustus, 1242 nucleotides long. The record is from the annotation of a GenBank genome assembly. Lineage: Eukaryota; Fungi; Ascomycota; Eurotiomycetes; Eurotiales; Aspergillaceae.
AUGGAGAAUUAUGCACACCAAGCAUGUGCCCGGUGCAGGAGUCAGAAGCGCAGAUGCAACAGACUGCUGCCGAUUUGCUCCCGCUGUAGGAGACUGAACCUGCCAUGUCGGUAUCAAGGAAUCGAGGCGGAUCCUGAUCUUCCAAAGAAUGAAGAUCUCUCCCAGCCUAUCCUCAGAACCAUAAGCAAAAGUGUGCAAUCCCACAUCUCAACGAUCAUCGGGGACGAUAGAGCGAUUGCUUUGUCUGCCGCGGUAUUUUUCAGCACUAUCCACCCUUGGUUUCCGAUCGUCAAUCGCGCCUCAUACUACAGUGGCCUUUCGAAGCAAAGCCCCGAGCGUUCGCCGGGGUUUGGUCUCCUGAUCUUGUGCACCCACUUGCUCGGGAUAUCUCCGACCAAUGGGACUAUGUCAAGCCGAAUGCAAGGCCUAUACAUACUUGCAACGGGGCUCGCCGCAUCACUCACCGGUGCCGAGAUUAGCUCGAUUGAGCUGCUGCAAGCGAGAAUUCUCCUAUCCCUGUUCGAAGUGGGACACGGUCCAGCCUUGCAGGUCUGGCUUCGGGGGCGACCAACGGCCGUUUCGGGGGUGGUGCAAAUGUGGAUGACGACCAUCGCAUAUAUUGCCCUUGAGAUGGGCCAAAUCCCAGACACAAACGAGCUUCGUAUCAGUAAUGCGGCUAGUGUUUCGACAGCAGAUCAGGAUUCCGUGCUGAGAGAUCUCUUACGCGCAUCAGCAUCCCUCGAGGAGGUCUUGAACCACAUUCAUACACCGGCAGCCUACGACGUCAAAUAUGACGAGGCGAUGCCACUCAUUCAGUCUCUCGUCGCAUUGCGUGACUCGCUCGUAAAAGAGGGAACGCCUCCUUUAUCCUGUCCUGCGACGGCCCUUUGCAGAAGUGCUUUCAUGGCCAUUAUGGAGAACGGCUACCGCUUGGAGCAUCCACCAGGAAAGGAUUGCAGCCCUCUGUCAAUCGCACUGUUGCAAGCAGAUGUUGAUCAAUUCGUGUCUGCGUGCGAAGGCUUAACGAAAACGAUGGUCGAGGGCGAUAGCAUCAACAUCCCAGGUUUCUUCGUUCACACUACUGGCACAGCCGCGCUGAUGAUAUCACGGUAUUUUAGCGAGUCUCGAACGACGAACGCUGUACCCUCGCUGCAGUGUCUGAAGCAAUUACUGGAAGCACUGAGCAAUCGAUGGCUAGGAGCGGGUGUUUAUCUAGAAAGGAUUCACCGAGAACAGGGUUGA